CGAGAAGGCGCGGGCAGGAGCGCGUCCCGUCCCCGGAGCAGUCCCGGCGCGGGCCGCAGGGUGGUGCUCCUGGCCAAGGCGGCGCCGAGCGGCUGCGGGCGGGGAGAGGCCGAGCCCAGCGCAGCGCAGCCGGGAGGAGUCGAAGGAGAAAGAGAGAGCGAGCGGCAGAGAGAGAGGCAGUGAGCGGCAGAGAGCUAUUGUCUCUGCUAUCAACUCCGCGGCAGCCUCUGCCGGGCCAGGGCGGCCGCUCUCAAGGCUCCGUGCUCCGUCCGCAGUCGGCGAGAGGCAGCGAGGGAGGCAGGCAGGGAGGCCGCCCGGACGGAGGGUGUCCGCCGCCCCGGCAUGGCGGCUGCAAGGCAAGUGCUGUGGCUGUGGGCUUUGCUGGGCGCGGCGCGCGUUCGCUGCGAGCCCAUCCGCUACUCCGUGGCCGAGGAGGGCGAGAGCGGCUCGGUGGUGGCCGACGUGGCGGAGGACGCGGGGCUGGCCCCGGCGCAGCUGUGGGCUCCCAGGGCGCGCAUCGCCUCGCCGGCCGGCCGGCAGCACUUUCGCCUGGAGCGCGGCAGCGGCCGCCUCGUUCUCGCCGAGCGGCUCGAUCGGGAGGAGAUGUGCGGUCGCUCCCGCACCUGCACGCUCGCCUUCGAGCUGCUGCUCGCCGACCCGCUGCAGUUCUUUCCCAUUGAGGUGUCCGUGGAGGACAUCAAUGACCACUCGCCGGUCUUCCCGGACGAACGAGUCACUUUUAAGAUCCCUGAAACCAGCGACCCGGGCUCACGUUUUCCUGUGGAGCCUGCUCACGACCUGGACAUUGGCAGCAAUGACAUCCAGGCUUACAGCAUCGUUCCGGAGAAUGAGUUCUUCACUGUCUCAAAUCAGAAAUUGAAUGAGCAUGACGUACAGGUCCAUCUGGUUUUGCAGCAGCCUCUGGACAGAGAGGAGCAGGCAGAGAUGGAUUUCACUCUCAUUGCCGUAGAUGGGGGCUCUCCACCGAGGAGUGGUUCCACCCAAAUCCACAUCAUAGUUCUGGAUGCAAAUGACAAUGCUCCCAUCUUCACACAGGGUUUAUAUGCUGGGCAAAUAGCGGAAAAUACCCCAGAGGGCUCAUUAGUUCUCAGAGUAAUGGCCACAGAUGCCGAUGUUGGAACUAAUGGUGACAUUUCAUAUCAGUUCAGCCAUGCGGCAGGCCAGAGCCAAUCAGCGUUUACAAUCAACACCAAGAAUGGAGAAAUUCGAGUAAGGCAACCUCUGGAUUUUGAAGCUGUACAGAAACAUGAGCUGAGCAUACGGGCUUCAGAUGGUGGAGGACUCUCGGCUCUCUGUAAGGUGUUUGUGCAGGUGGUGGAUGUGAAUGACAAUGCACCAGAGAUCGUGGUCAGUUCCUUCAGCAGCCCCCUCCCUGAGAAUGUAGCACUUGGAACAGUGGUUGCACUGUUUGCUGUCAGGGACCAGGAUUCUGAUGUGAAUGGGCAGAUCAGCUCUCAGCUGGCAAACUGGGUCGUUGCUGAGUCCAGCAGGCAGCAAGAUGGCAGCACUCAUGGUGUUGGGACACACCGUAACACAUGGGUGUUCAAGGUUUUGUCUUGCCUGGGCCACACUGAGUGA
Molecule: messenger RNA, 1599 nt
Organism: Numida meleagris (helmeted guineafowl)
Lineage: Eukaryota; Metazoa; Chordata; Aves; Galliformes; Numididae
Product: protocadherin beta-15-like
Exons: 2
Coding region: 343-1599 (418 amino acids)
Biological process (GO): homophilic cell-cell adhesion
Cellular component (GO): plasma membrane
Molecular function (GO): calcium ion binding
Source: RefSeq, a predicted model, not a curated record